This is a messenger RNA of Gryllus bimaculatus (two-spotted cricket), 9828 nucleotides long. The record is from the annotation of a GenBank genome assembly. Lineage: Eukaryota; Metazoa; Arthropoda; Insecta; Orthoptera; Gryllidae.
UCGACUCGGCCCAGGAGAGGAGACUGGCUCCGGCGAGGACGUCGGUGGGUAGUGGCGCGUGCCAGACGUGACACAAUGGCCCGCUCCGAGGCGGACCUGGACGAGCAGGCGGUGAACGCGCUCAGGGACUAUUUGCGGAUUCCAUCAGUCCACCCGAACGUUGACUACGGGCCCUGCGAGCAGUGGAUCCGCGCCCAGGCGGCGUCCAUCGGCCUGCCCGUGCGCGUGGCGCGGCCCGCCGCGCCGCACAAGCCCGUCGUCAUCGUGACGUGGGCCGGCGCCCGGCCCAGCCUGCCCGCCGUCCUCCUCAACUCGCACAUGGACGUGGUGCCCGUGUACCAGGAGAAGUGGACUCACCCGCCCUUCGGCGCCGAGCGGACGGAAGACGGCAAAAUCUACGCCCGUGGCUCGCAGGACAUGAAGAGCAACGCUGUGCAGUACCUGGAAGCUGUACGACGGCUGCGCCUCGAGGGGUUCCAGCCGCAGAGAACUGUUCACAUCACAUUCGUUCCAGAUGAGGAAAUAGGAGGAGUAGAUGGAAUGGAAGCUUUCGUGAAGACAGAAACCUUUGCAGAGUUGAAUGUGGGCUUUGCAAUGGAUGAAGGAAUGGCGUGGCCAGGAGAUGAGAUAGUUAUAUUUAAUGGAGAGAGAAGUAAUUGGAAGCUGGAAUUCAUCUGUCGCGGCAAUCCAGGACAUGGCUCAAUGUUGAUGGACAACCCAGCUGCGCAAAGAGUGAGAGUAAUUUUGGACAGGCUAUUAGAUUACCGAGAGAGUGAAAAAGCUAGACUCAAACAUCCAUUGAUGGACCAGGGCAAGGUUACUUGCGUGAAUGUUACAAUGCUUCAGGGAGGAGUGCAAAACAACGUGGUACCGCCAGAAAUUACGAUAGUUGCAGACGUAAGAAUUUCCCCAGAAAAAGACCACGACGAAUUUGUCAAAAUGGUACAAGGAUGGUGUGAUGAAGCAGGCGACACAGAAUUACGAAUCGUACAGAGAGGAGAAGUAGAAGGAGUAACAGAACUGAACCAAUCCAACAAGUGGUGGUUAGCUCUGAAGUCAGCUUUGGAAAAUGCGAAUGAGAAGAUAAUACCCAUUAUAUGUCCUGGUGGGACAGAUGCCCGCUUUAUCAGGAGGUUGAAGAUUCCUGCUAUUGGUAUGUGUGUGCUGAACAAUACCCCAAUCUUAUUACAUGAUCAUGAUGAAUUUAUAUAUGAAAAAGUAUUUUUAAAAGGCAUAUCACUAUUCGAAGAAAUUAUACGCAACCUCACUGCAGUAUAAUACAUACGAUUAUUAGUUCUUGUCAAACUUAUCUAUUCACAGAAAUUAUCAAGAAGUUACUUAUUAAUGACCAUACAUUUCAAAUUUAUCUAUUUAUAAGAUAAGGUAUAAAACAUAAUUAAUUCAUCAUUUUCAAAUUUUAUACUAUUUUUGUAGAAAUAAUAUAUGUAUAUACUAGUAUUCAGAAAAUAUACUUGCAUAAAAACAAAAUAAAUAUAAAUAAUAAAGUUGAAAAUAAAAUUAUUUCAUGCAGCUUCUAUGAAAUGGUAUUUUGAUUGAAAAUUAUGGUGUGAAUGAAAACAUGAAAAGGCAUCUCCAGAGGCAAUAACAAUACUUUUGUGAAGAAUUGUUCACCCAAUUUAAGAUGAAGUAGUAAUUAUUAUUUUAUUAUUAAAGAAAUUGAAUUAGAUGCUAACAACUAUCUUCCAACAAUACUUCUCUUAAAAGUUACAAAUUGUAUUCUUGCAUAAAAAAUAAUGAAAGGAAUAAGCGUGAAAGGGAUUGUCUAAGAACAUGUCUUAAAUUAAGUGAUGUUUAAACAUUUUUCAGAAAUAUGCCAUUAUACAUCUUCAUUAAUCAUUAGUCCUCAAAAAGCAAAUGAUGCAUUGAAAUUGAAGGCAUUUUACUCUUCUUGCUACCAACUAUAUUUGACUAAAAAAUGUCCCUUAUGACACGCAACCAAAAAAUAUUUCUUCAUUUUAUAUGAGAUGAACAAUACAAGAAAUCGUGAUAUGCAAGUUCAGUUUUCAUGAGGGUGGAAAUGUAAUACCUUUAAGGAAUUUUAUUUAGCAUGUUUGAUCAAUUUAUGAAGAUUGCAUGUUCAAUUUUUCAGUCUUUCAAAAGAAAAUCAAAGAAUAUUAAUAUUUGCAUCUUUGUGCUUCAGAAACUAAAUUAUUUCAUAACACUAAACAUUAAUGAAAGAAUUUUCACUAUUUUAGUUGCAAAGUUCUUCAAACCUUAUGUAUUUACAAGAUUAUUAGAAGUCCUUUUAUAAAUAAAACAGUCAUGUCUCUCUUCUUCUUACUGUAAUAUUUGUUCUGAAAGCAUGAUUCAGAAAAAGGCAAUAUCGUCUCUUUUCUUUUAGUAAUAAUGCCUAUUCUGGUUGGAAGGAAAAAUAAAGAAAUGCUCUGAACAGUAAAAUGUUUAAUGUGCUUAUCACAUUUCUACAUCAGAGAUUCUGGUAUCUUGGGUGAUUCACAUAGUGAAUAUUCACUCAAUGGCAAAAUACCAUUAAAAGAAUACGAAUGUGAAGAUAAAUAAUUAAUUGAAUUACAUCUAACUGCAUAAAUGAUGAUACUUAAGUUUGAAAUGAUCUUUAAUAACUUGAAUCUGUGGAUGGAAUUAAAGGAAGUCAUUCUCUUCUCUUAAGGAAAAGAAAGAAUCUGAAAUGUGCAAAUUGUGCACAUUUCCUACAUUAUAUUUUUCCAUAAUUUCUAGAUUCAAUAAAUAUAAGCUUUAACUGUAUAAAGUGAACUUCACAAUGUAAAUGUCUCUCCUUAAACAAUUAAUAAAAUUUUAAAUUGAAACAUACACCACAGAUGUUUUUAACUAUACACUCAACCACACCUACUACCAAAGAUUCUGAACACAACUUAUAUAUACAUAUGUGUAUGUAUAUGCGUGUAUACAUAAAAGUCUUUUGAUGACAUAACCUUAAUAGUUCAUAUUCAACAAGAAUUGAAUACAACUGAUUUUUCACAAACUCUCCAAAUUUCAAAUUUAAUAACUAUUCUCACACUGAAAUGCAACAAUGUAAAGCAAUGUUAACAUUGAUGCUCAACAAAUUGCUAGAGAUGUUAAUUCCCUGGUGGCCUUCAUAACUUUGAGGAGCUCAAAAUCUAAUAAUCCACUUCAGUUUUACAUACACCAAAACCUAUCAAAUCACAUUAUUCAGUAAUAUAAGUUAUAACAAACAUUAAAAAUGGUUUAAGGAUGUAACAUCACUGAAUUAAAAUAUUUAAAGACUACUUCAAAGAAUGAAAUGAAAUAACAAGAUAGAUGAGACAUACAUUGAUAUUACUGAUAUAAACAAAAAAAGCAAAAAAUAUAAAAGAAAACAUAAUCUGUAAAGUUGCUAGUACAAUUUUAAUAUAUACUAAAGAGCCAGGGUUCCCAAAAUAAUCCCUUUGGAUUUCCAAGGAGUUGCCCUUAGUUUGAAGAUUUGGUGCCUAAAAUGAGCUUAAUUGAGGAUUGAAAAAUUGUUUUAAUUUCUGAGUUAUCUAAAAUCAAUCCUACUUGUAUUCCAUGAACAUUAUAGCUUAUUGGUUGAAUGCAAUGCACAUUACCAAUUUUUAUAACCACCUUCCAUCAAUUGCUAACUGAGCAAUGAUCAGGGGUGCCCAGAAGGAAGGAGGGAGGGAAUAGCACUAUGCCCCCAGCUAUAACUUAAUUGGGUCCUAAAUUCCCCCCCCCCCCAUUUGAAACAAAUUAAAUGUAUUUACUCUUAAUAAAGCAACCACUAAAAGUUAUUUCUGUUGCAUGGAGAUAUGAAUUUUGUUCAUGCAUUGCAAGGCACAGGGGAAGGUGUCUUUUGUCUGCUCCAGGCCUCUGGUUUCCCUGGCAACGAUGAAAUACAGAGCACUUAACAAAAGCUUCCUGUAGAAAUUUCUGUUGUUCUAUAAUGUUAAAAAAAAAUCCCCCCAUUUAUAUUGCAUUGCAAAUGAAACUUAGGAUUCAAAAUAUUUUUUAGGUUUUUAGAAAAUUUUCUUCUAAUCUUCCUAAAAAAAAUUUAAAAUAAUACAAUUUGCAUAAGAAAAAUCUCUUUAAAAAUGUUUCUUUACAAUGCUGUAUUCAUUGAGUAUGUAUGGCACUACACAAUGCAUGCAUUUUUCCAUUAUUAUAUAAUUGCCAGAUCUUCUUCUAGAGUUGCUACAAAUCUACUUCAACACUUGGCUGCUCAACUAUAGUUUUUCAUGUUCUUAAUUUUGAAACUACAAUUCCCAAUCUGGCCUUACUAAUAUCCAUUUGUAGUGUCCCAUCACAAAAGUUUGUCCUACAUAAGCCUUAUACUAAAUAUGUGCAGAUGCCCAAAUUCCAAUCACACAAUCUGGUGUCCAUUUUUUCCCUUUUUUCUAGAACCAUUUGAAAUUGUUUGUGGUGAAUUGUUUUAAAACCAUUACGAGAAUUUCUAUCUGAAAUUGUCCGUAUAAAAUAUUCUGCACUUUAUUCCUUAAUAUUAGGUAUUGCUAAUUUGAUGAUUUAUAGAAGUAAUUUAUGUCUUUCUCUAAAUGGUUGUUUGUCUUCGUGUGGAACAUUAUUUCAGAUUUAUUUACUUAAAUUUAAGAGUGAGAACAAUUUCUACAUUUUUACCAAAAUAUAGAUUAGGGCAAAAUUUUUAAAAUUUAUAUAUCAUAUGUUUAGUAAUAUAUAUGUGUAGUGUGUGUAUGUGUGUAUAUAUAUUCAAGCAUUUAGUAAUUUCUUUAAAGAAAAUAAUAAAUAUAUUUCAUGAUGUUCACACAAAAACAUUUUGGCACAUAAACAUCUGUGAAUACAUCUAUCAUAAGCUACCAUAAUUUUCAAUUAAGCAUUGAAGUUUUAGGGACUGCACCAUUUCCAUUAUUUCAAAUCAUAUUAUGAAUUCAGUUAAAAUAAAUGGACCAAUUUAUAUUACAAGAACAGAGAAGUAUUAAAAUGAUCUGAGACACACAUAUCACAAUUUUUUAAGAGUUUUCAUACUGUAUAACAUUUCAUAAAAAUAUGUUGUAUAUUUUGCUAUGGCUCUGCAGAUAUCACAGCAUCAGUAAUCAUUAUUUAUAAUAAUUUACUUGAUUUUGCCAAAAACGAAAUACCAAUAGUAACUUAAAAAAACAACAACAAGAAACUAUAACAGUAUUACCACCCUGCUGUCCUUGUACAUUAAAAUGGUGCAUCCUGGAGAUGCUCAAAACUUGAUUGUAUUUCCGAAACAUUAUAACCACUUUAGUUGCCAGCAAUCUGAACACAGAGAGAAUAUUUUUUUCAUGAAUGAAAAACAUGAUCAGAAUGCUUUGAGGAGUUUACAGAAACACAUAUCUAAGUAAUAAAGUAUGUCAGUAUCAAAUGGCUAAAAAAGAAAUGAUGUUAAUUUUGGAAGGAAAAGUUCUGUUCUCAUGCAGAAAGGUCUGAUGAAGAAAAUUUAUGCACUCUGUGAACUGGACUCUACAUAAACAGAAUAUUUUGGGAACCCUGCUAGUGACAAGAAUAUACCCUUUGCGAUUGGAAACAUAAUAUGGUUGGUAAUAUGAUCAUCCUACAUUUUGGAAGGCAUGUUUAAAAUGACAUGGCAUUGAGAGCUAUCUGCUCGGAGCUUUCAGGAAGGUGGUUUGCCCUACAAGUUGGAGGACAUCUCUUCGCAGUGCCCAUUCCGUGAUCCAGUCAGAGGGCAUCUCAGAGAUGACAACUUAUUUUCUUCAUAUUUCUAGAUAAGAUCUCCUUCCAACAAUGAGAUUGUGUCGUGAAUAGAAAAUAGAUAAGUCUGUCAAAAUGUAUAUGAAUACUACUGAUCAAAAAUGUUUUGCCACACUCAUUCUGGUCUUGGUCACUGUCCCUCCAUUCAGGUGGAUGUUAUGAGCUAUUUUAAUAUCCCAAACAAAAUCCAAAGGAGAUUUGAAUGAAAAAAAUUUCUGUGUAUAUUGACCUUUGUAUUAAAAAUAAAAUAAUUGUUAUCUUUCAUUUCAUUUAGUUGUUUAUUUCCAAAAUUAUACUAUCAAUAAAUUUAACUGCUAAACUAGGUCAAUUUGGAACAUGAUUUUCAAAAUUAAAGAAAAUAUAUUUUCAUUUUUAUUUAUUUAUUAUAUGACAGCAGCAAAGCUGAUAUGCGUACAUAUAUAAUUACACACUUCCUAUCAUAUAACAGAAUUUGUAGUUUAUUGUAGAGUUUAUCAGGUAUCAUUGUAAAGUUAUAGCAAAAAUACCAAACGGGUUCAAUACUGUUUAAAUACAACGCCACUUGAAUAAAAUGCAAUGCAUCUGCUCGAAGCAAUGGCCGCGAUGACGCACGGGGGAAGAGUGCAAACCCGGACUUAAAAUGCCAUUUUCGUUUUUCAUCUCAAAGAUGACCUCCGACCUCUAGGACAGCACACUACAAGUAGGAAUCCGAGCUGGGAAAUAAUUUCAAGAUGUCAUCUCAGACAUGCCUUAUGAGUAAAAGGGUAAAAUAUUAAAAUGAAAUUUAUUUUAAAACAUUAGAACAGUAAUCUUGGUUAUAAUCUCUCUUUUCUUUUUUAGAAAAUAUAUUUGUAUAAAUAUAAAUUUAACUUGAUUUUAUCAAAUAUAGGUCCCAAAAUGCACAUCAAAUCUGCAAUCUCAAAUUUUUAGGAAGAAAAUUUCUUUAAAGUUAUUGCAGAAAAUUUAAUAAUCAAACUUUGUACAUUUUGGGAGGAUAAAAACAAAAAUUCAUCAAUACUGAUUCUUGGGGGGGGAUUGAUUUCAUUUCUCCCCAAAAGAAAAAGAAUAUUCAGCAAAAUAUUUACACUACUGUUUGUAUUGUUCCUGCAACACAGGAAUUGUUACGCUCUUUCACCACUUUCCUACCUAUAGGAAACAAUAUUCAUGCUGAAGUCAAUUUUUACUUCCCAUUCAUUGAAUGCAAUUAACAAGUUUAUUAUUACCAACGAUGGAUUGUGAUCACCAAAAACAGAAAAGUAUUGUUUUUAUAUAUUCUCAUGCUUAUGCAGGAAUAGGAAGAAACAAGACAGGAUACACCCAAAGCAUAUAUUUUCUUAUUUAGUUUUCUUAUGACUUCUCUUCUCCAUAGGCAGAUGUGACUCAUUUUACCAUCUUUAAAACAAAACUGAAUGAAUUUGUUUUUUGCAGGAAAUUGUAAAUUGUUCCAAUAUUACAAAAAAAAUUUUGGAAAGUUAGGCAUGAAGAAAGAGGAGUGUACGAUGCAUGAAGUCUUGGAGAAUAAAUAAAUAUGCAUUAAAUGAACAAAAAAAUAUACAAUUAAAUAAAUAUACAAUAAUAUACAUGUACUUUUCACAAAAAUUGCUAGUCAAGUCUAAUAUCACUCUACAACCAAUGAACCAAACACUAAAUUAGCCACACACAUUGUUUUCAUAAUGUGUUAAUUGUGAGUCUGAAUCUCAAUUCCUAGUUUCUUCAUUCUUGCUUGGGACUUCCCCUUACUUUAUGGUGACAGUUGAUAUGGUACCUCAAACAAACUUGUAACAAAAUAUUUUCAUAGAAUUGAGUCCCCUUAAUACAAGGCCCAAAUGCCAACCAACCCUGGGAGAAGUCAAAGAGAUCAGAUGAUUUCCUCUUCAAAUUAAACAGUAUGUCAAUUAAAAGUUUCCAAAAUGAAUGAGAGAGAAGAUAGAAAAAGUUAAUAUAAUACAUCACAUUUGAUAUUCACUUUGACAUCAAAUUAAUUUUCACAGAAGUGUUUUUGUGUAUAACAAGCAUAGAGAAAAGGAUGAAGAGAUAAUCAAAAUAAAUGUAAGAAUUAAACAUUGGCAAAACAAAAGUGGGAGUAGAAAUUACACCUUUCUAGAAAAAAUGUAAUAUUUUAAAAAUUACAAUUUUUGACAGUAGAGAUUGUAGCUUUAAACUUUGAGACACAUUACACUAAAGGCAAUAAGCUAGUUUUUAUAUUUAAAAUGUUGUCUAAUACUUGGGUACUGCACCUUUUCACACUGGAGCAUUUCUGCAUUCAAUAGUAAAAAACUUCCUGGAAAGUGGUAAAUUUUCUUCUCUUAAACUGGAUCCUUGUAUAUUUAUCCAAAUUGCGAAGCUUUUUUUCAGUGCUCUUUGGAAUAAAACUCUCUUCUUGUAUCAAAAGUUAGGAACUGAAAAUAAAAAUGUGUUUAGGACUUGCACUAUUGUCAGCUAAAAGGUCCAUUUGCUAUAAAACAAUGUUCUGGUGGGAGAAUAACUCUCAAAACAGAGGAGACCAAUCAAAUAUAUUUCCGACAAUAGGCAAGAAGUAUGUUCACUGAAUAACUUGUGUAUUUAAUACUUGUCCCCACUCUUCACAAUUCUACUUAUAUAUGUAUAUAUUUAUAAAUAGCAGAAAUAAAGUGAUCUGCUACUGGAAGCUCUAAGACAUCAUAGCUACACUUUUCUUCACAAAAAACUAACUCUCUUACUGUCUGACUGUACUGACUUAACUAUACUGUCUGACCACUUAAACAUGAACUUGUAAAUACGUAAAUGGUAAUUACUUAUUAACUUUGUUUCCUGAUGUUCAAUAUAAGGGCAGACUGUUAAACAUUUUAAACAAAAACAACAAAAAUUGCUGCUGAGAUGAGCAAUUAACAUCUAAUGUAUUUUAGCAGUAAUGAUUUAAAAUAAUUUCAAUUUUUCUAUCUAUCAUAUCAACUGUAACCAAAUUUCUGUUCUUUGAUAACUUUAUUGCCCUAAUUUUUAAAUUUUCUACCCUUCCAAAGUCUGUUCAUUUAUUUCAAUGCUUUCUCACAUACUGAACCAACUAAUAUAUACAUUUUCCUGUUUCAUUUGAACAUCAGUGUGGCUGAGCAGUUAUACCUAUAAUAUCAGAUUCAUACACAUAAUGAUUUCAAAGGAGUGAGUGAAUAAGAAAUCCUAAACAUAACUGAAAAAUUUCAAGAGCAACCUAGAAUAAGAAAGCAUGGUUUCAAACUGGUCGUACGACUUGUAAAACUGAACUGAAUUGCUGCUUCAGUGAUCUUAUGACCAGCUACACUGCAACACUGAAAUGUGACAAAGACUUAAAUAGAAUAAAAUUCAAAACUUCACAUAUCUCAACUGUGGCUUUUAUUCACAAGUCCACCCCCCAAGAACUCAUGACUAAGUGGUCACACAGCUCACAAAACAAUGUGACAAUAUAAUUCAUGAGAAUAAAAACAAAGGAAUAAGUUUUAAAACACACUGAAUAAAUCUAAUUAUUGCUCUAAUAACAUAAUGCACUAUUACAUGAACAAAAUAAAAUAUUUAAAAGUCCCCCACAUGCAUAUUUAAAGAUCACCAAUUUAAUUUUAACCACUGUCACAACCCAGAUGUGAUUCUUCAAUAAGUUAGAAUAUCCAUAAUCCAACAAUUGAAGCACAAACAGCACAAGAAUGAAAUAUUACAUUUCUUUAAAGCUACACAGAUACACACAUCCAUAUACACAUAUAAUAGAUAUUUGUAUAUUUUUACAAACAAAUCAUACUCUCAAACUCACACUACUUUUUCUUAAACACAAGGAAACUAUUAUCUCUGCAGUGGAAUUGAAACUGUACUCAAAACUGAAACAAAAGCAAAUAUACCAACAAUAUGUACAAAUUCACAUCACUUAUGUACAUAUUUUUCACAACAGACAACUAUUUUAAGAAUCACACAUUGAUAUUCACACAAAUAUUACAUAAUUUUGCACAUUCGUACCUAUAUUAUGCUGCAAGCUUGAAAAAUCUACAUACGAAGGUUUGAAACGUCAAUUAGGAAGAUUGGCAAUGUGUUUUCCAUCAAUAAUUUCACUUUGGAGAAAAGUCUCAUUCUUUGGUACUUCUCAUAAAGGUUUAUCUGCUCAUAAUUUUGUCAGUUUUAUUUGAUUAUUAUGUGUAUGGGUGUGUGCGUGUGUGCGUGUGUGUGUGUGUGUGUGGAGGUUCCCAGUAA